AUGGGCGCUUUACUAUCACUUCCUUUGUUGGCUGUGCCAAGCAUGGGCACUGUGAUGGGUUUCGCUGCAAGUUGUUGUGGAGCAGCGACAUGUUCUGCCGUAUGCAGUGCUUGUGGGAAGUGUGGUAACAGUGUUGCCACUCGUAUCGCAUACGCCCUCAUCCUCUUGAUCAAUUCGAUAUUAUCAUGGAUAAUGCUAACGCCAUGGGCGAUUAAUAAAUUACAAGGCUUGACGUUGGAUUAUAUGAAGAUCAGUUGUCCAGAGGGAGAAUGUUAUGGCUGGGUUGCGGUUCACCGGAUUAAUUUCGCACUUGGAAUUUUCCAUCUCAUAAUGGCAUCAAUGCUACUAGGCGUCAACUCUUCGAAGAAUCCUCGAGCAGCUAUACAAAAUGGUUUCUGGGGCCCGAAAAUCAUCGCUUGGUUGGGCUUUAUCGUACUUACUUUCUUGAUUCCAGAUGGAUUUUUUUUGGUUUGGGGAAAUUAUAUUGCAUUCACUGGAUCGACACUGUUCCUCCUCCUCGGACUUAUUCUACUAGUAGAUCUUGCGCAUACUUGGGCGGAAUAUUGUCUUGAACAGAUUGAGGCUUAUGAUUCUCGAGCUUGGAGAGGCAUCUUGAUUGGAUCGACAUUGGGCAUGUAUGCAUGUUCGUUGGCGAUGACCAUCGUUCAAUACAUUUUCUUCGCUGGUGCUGGAUGUUCAAUGAACCAAACCGCUAUCACCCUCAACUUGAUCUUUUUAAUCAUUGUCUCUAUUGUUUCCGUCCACCCUAUGGUCCAAGAAUUCAACCCUAGAGCAGGUUUGGCGCAAUCAGCUAUGGUGGCUAUUUACUGCACAUACCUCACCAUGUCAGCAGUAUCUAUGGAGCCUGAUACCAAGCAUUGCAAUCCUCUUAUCCGAGCUCAAGGAACACGAACGACCUCCAUCAUCAUUGGUGCAAUCGUCACUAUGUUCACAGUUGCAUAUACAACAACCAGGGCUGCGACACAAGGAGUUGCUUUGGGAGGAAAAGGAAAAAGAAUCGCAUUACCCGAAGAUGAUGAGCAUGAUCUCGUUACACAACAGCCGGAUAGUCGCCGUGAAAUGCGCGCAGCAGCCCUUCGACAAGCUGUAGAGGAAGGAAGUCUUCCUGCAGAUGCUCUUUUAGACGAUGAUGACGAAAGCGAUAGUGGAAAUACUGCUAAAGAUGACGAAAGGAACUCUACACAAUACAGUUAUGCACUGUUCCACGUAAUUUUCUUCUUAGCAACCACCUGGGUAGCUACACUUCUCACCAUGAACAUGGAUGAAUAUACAGAUGGGAACACAAAUUUUGCACCUGUGGGAAGAACAUACUGGGCUUCGUGGGUUAAGAUCGUUAGUUCAUGGGUAUGCUACGGCAUCUAUACAUGGACCCUGAUCGCACCUGUGGUAUUGCCAGAUCGAUUCGAUUUUUAG
Messenger RNA from Sclerotinia sclerotiorum 1980 UF-70, 1434 nucleotides. RefSeq lists its product as hypothetical. Bases 1 to 1434 code for a protein of 477 amino acids. Gene Ontology annotation, cellular component: membrane. The record is from RefSeq and is a predicted model, not a curated record. NCBI's taxonomy places the organism in Eukaryota, Fungi, Ascomycota, Leotiomycetes, Helotiales, Sclerotiniaceae. The transcript has 3 exons.